AAACCCUUUCCACUUUCUUUAUUUUUCCAACUUUUUUAGGGCAAUAUUCAGAGAUAUUAGCGUGUAAAUUGCAAUUGUUAAUUCCUGAGGGCUAAUUCAAUCUACUUAACAUUCCAGCAAAAUCAAAAAGCAAUAAAGAAAAGAAAAGAAAAGAAAAUGAAAAUAGUUCCCGCGCAAGAAAAGGGGGAAAAACAAGUUAUUGGCGCGAAUAGACAAACAUCAACUUAUAGUAAUAAUUCGAGAUCCAAGCGGAUCAUCUGAAGAAAGAAAUCAAUGGAGAAAUACUUAGUACCUGCAGCUCCGCCUUCUCAAACUGCUAAGAAAUCCAUCACCAAAAGACCUAGAUGGAAGAGAAGUCUGGUGGAGUUGAUGGGAAAAUUUGAUUCAAAGUAUCGUCACAAUAUUUUUAGCUUAGCCAUGCAAUCCUAUUCUCAGAUUGGAGCGUUUCCUCAUGAGUAUCAUAUUGAUGGUUCGCCAUGCCAAACUCAUGUGGAGUGGUUUGCUGGUGGUUCCAAUAAUCCGAGAUCGGUGACGAUGCAGGGUGUAUCAGCAGUGGAAUUUGAUAGCAAGGGGAUUUACCUGGCCUCAGUCACAAAGUCAGGUUGUUUAACUGUUCAUGAUUUUGAGGAGCUCUAUUGCCAGGUAAGCCUGAAGAAUUUUAUAGUAAAAGAAGAUGAGACAAAGCAAGUUCUGCACAUUUCUGCACAUCAGCCGCUGGAUGUUGUUAGAUGGAACCUUGCAAAUGAAGAUGAGGUUGCCUUGACAUCUAGAAAAAGUGGAGAACUUCAUAUCUAUGAUAUUGGAUAUAUCUCCUCUGAACCUGUUGAAGUAUUGAAAAAGAGGCCUACAAUUGGUGUUCAUGGUUGUGUUGUGCAGAAGGGUUUAUCUGAUGUAGCUUUUUCUUCAAAUGAUAAGUCAAGGGUACUUGCUUCUGAUAUGCUUGGCAUGGUUAAUAUUUGGGAUAGAAGAAUGAGUAAUCUUCCGUGUCUUGAUCUGACAACGAAUUCUACCAGUGCAAUUAACAGUAUCAAGUUUAACAUUGAUAAUCAGGUUAUUUUUGGGGCUAGCAAACAUGGCGUUAUCUAUAUGUGGGAUCUACGUGGAGGAAGCUCAUCAGCUGCUUUCCAAAAUAACAAAAUGCAGGCAUAUUAUUCUCCUAUAACAUCUGUGAAGCUAGCCUCUGAAUUUGAGAAAAUUGGAUCUUUGAAGGCUCAAUCAAAUAUUGUUCCGAAGGAGAUACUUUCAGUUGACCUCAAUCCAUCUUGCCCAUAUCAAUUAGCAUUUCAUCUUGAUGAUGGCUGGUCAGGUGUUUUUGAUGUCCAUAAUUUGCAAGUGACACAUAUUCAUUGCCCUCCCCCAGCCUGGUUGGAUGACUUCAAUGACUUGGCCAAUUUGUCAUACAUUAGAAAGCCAUCCUGGUUACCUUUGUCCUCGAUAUAUGCAGUGGGAUCAUCUUCCAGAACAGGACUUCAUCUUUUAGAUUUCUAUCCACGCUGCACAUCCCCCUGUCAUGUGGACAACGAGGAUUCUCAGGACAUGGUCGCAAAUGGUCAGCAUAAGCAAAAUACAUUUAUUCCACUCUCCGAAGCUGUCACAGCAUGUACUGCUCAUCCGGUUCAUGGUGCCAUUGUGGCUGGAACAAAGAAAUCAUCUUUACUGCUGCUUUCCCAAGGAUUCAUGCAACGCCAAGAGGGAGAUGACUCUCCAAUCUAAUUCUUGGGAUCCAACAAUGGAAGCCUAUCAUUUACGAGCCUGCUGAAACAUCUAACUUAAGACGCUAGAGAUUAUUGCCUUUGUUGUUGCUGUGGUAUGCAUUAAAGGGUUAAAUAAAAUAGACCAUUUACAUUGCGCUCUUUGAAAGACAGUGGAGAAACAGCAACAGCAAGGCAAUCAGCAUUUUCAGCUCUUUUUAACUUGCACAGAGCGUGAGGGUAAUACCACUGAGGCUGAUAUCAUACAGCACACCGAGUGCAGGUUUAAAAAGUUCUAUGGCUUAUGUUUAAGUAUAUAGGUUGCAAAGGUAUUGUUUGUCUUUAACAUUUGAUCAUAUUUGUAUGUAAAAUAGAAAAUGGUAGCUUUUUGUGGCUGCAGUUUGCUUCACUGAUUGCCAAUCCUUUUUGGUAAUUAGACUCAUUACAUCAUUUUUAACUUAUUAAAUAUAGUGGUAAUGUGCAUGCCUUAAAUUUAUGGUUCUUAGAUACAGAUCAGAAGAAGAGUGUUUGGAAUCUUUUGGCGGUGGAAAGGUUGCAAUUGCUGCUUCUCGGUGCAGCAGAUUUUGUUUGUUAUUUGUGCUUUUUGAACCAUCAUUUUACAUUUGUGGCUCUCUAGUGCUUGUGAUAAGGUAAUUUUUUUCCUUUUUUGUUUGUUUCAUCCCUUCUGACUGAGGUUGAUGGAGGGAAUCCAAGAGGAAGAGGGAAGCAGUUUGCUUUUCUGCAGCUUGAGUCUUGCUUUCUUAUGCAACUUAGGUAAGAGCAUCAACCAAGAUGGCAAUAAGGAGACCUCUUUCUCAUGACCACCUAAUAACUAGCUACUUCCUUCACUGAUACAUGCCUGAGCCACUCCAUCACGUUCCACCAGUUGAGGCAGUGGACCAAUUUUCUCCGUCGGUCUUGGAACGGUAAAAAUUGGUAUGGACACUCUCGAUUGUUUGUUUGUGGUACGAACUCUAUGCUCAGCACUUUUGUACCUUCCAUUGCUUAGGAUCUGGGGAACAAAAUAAAACGCCUAAUAAGUGCUUGUAUGAUUGCAUAUGAUCAUAUCAAUAUUUUUGUUCGAUGUACAAGAGGCAGGAAGCAUUCGAUCUUGCACAAUUUGGGGAGGAGGAGGUCUGAUGUGGUAAUCAACUUCUAAGGGUGUGCAGUGAAAUUUUGAUAAAUUUACCGACGUACAUUUGAAUUUACCUAGUGUCAUUGCUCCUGUUCAGCUUAAAAUUGGUGCAUGCACUCAAUUAUUUCCAAAUCAAAUUUGGUACCUUUAUAUUGGCUCGAAGAUAGGAAGAACACUUGAUAGUUGAAUA
Molecule: messenger RNA, 3016 nt
Organism: Coffea arabica (coffee)
Lineage: Eukaryota; Viridiplantae; Streptophyta; Magnoliopsida; Gentianales; Rubiaceae
Source: RefSeq, a predicted model, not a curated record